UGGGAUGGAAAGAGCAGUUUUCUGGGGACCAGGAUCUCGAGAGUUAAGACUGGCGCAUUUCCUUUCUCCAUAUUCAGUCAGUCUCAUCAGUAAAAUGAGGAACUAGGGUGGGAUGGAUGCCUAUUGGUGUGUGGUGACCACAGCUUGUGUUCUUUAGGUUGUGUAAGACACGCACUGCUGUCUGCAUGCAACAAGGAAAGCCCAGCUGAGUUUCAGGCUAUUACAGACUUCUGUGGUGAGAACUGAAAAAGCCACAGUGCUUCUCUGUUCCAAUCAUACUGGGGUUGUGAGUCACACUGUAGGGCGACAUGUCAUGCUCUACGGAGGCUCUGAAGCUGACCCCUCAGAACAUCAGAACUUUGGGUCUGUUGCACAAAAAAGUCUGGGGGUUUCCCCUCCUUCCCUGGAAGGGAGAGAAUGGCAUCCGUGUAAAGCCGUGCCAGGGAUCAGAGACACAGACCAAAGUACAAACUGGCUGGGCCAGAGGCUGGACCCCAGUGGCUGCGGAUCAGGACAUAAAGCUCUUAGCCAACACCUCAGCAGCAUGCCUGUCUGCUUCCUGCCAUGCUGACUAUGGACUAACCCUCCGAAACGGGCCAACAUGGACGCUAUCACCCAAUCCCCUGUGGAUGCCGUGCUUCCCAAGCACAUCCUGGAUAUCUGGGCCAUAGUCCUCAUCAUCCUGGCUACCAUUGUCAUCAUGACCUCCUUGUUUCUGUGCCCGGCCACUGCGGUCAUCAUCUAUCGAAUGCGGACUCACCCAGUUCUCAACGGGGCUGCCUGAGAGAGACCCUUGAAGGCGGGAUGGCGUGUGAUAAGGGCAGAGGUCUUGCCCCUAUCCUGAUUUCAGAAAGACAGCGGGGAGACUCAGGACCUGGAUUUGUGCUUUAAUUUUGAUUCUGCUGUUGGGCUACAGUGUAGAUGUCAUCAAGGGACCUAACUCUGAGUCCCAGGCUCUCCUUAGCUUUCAGCCGUGGGUCACGACCCCUGCCUUCCUACCUCACAGGGUUGUGGGAACCACGUGACAGCGGAGGUAAAAGCUGUUUGAGAGCAGUGAAGCCACACAGACCUUGUGCAGUGAGAAGCUUUGAAGAAUCAAAGACCCCUGAAGCUGCUGCCGGUACAGGAGGCGAGGGCGGCUGGGAAAGAGGAACUUUGGCCAGUGCCCCUCAUGCCGAGCCAAGCAAAAUGGUGCACCCCAGCCCCAGCAAAUCAGAGUUUUGUUUUUGUUUUUGUUUUCAAGUGACACUCUUUCCAUUUUUCUUAGUUUGGGAGAAAGAGCGAGUAUGGCAGGCGAGAGAGAUGAGUAAAAGUUUCAGAAGCGUCUCAGCCAAUCCCUGCUCCUGAAGGAGAGCUUUGCCCUUAUGCACCAGGCAAGAUGGCCUGCUUUCAGCACUGGGCCGCACAUCUCUGUUAGCGCUGACUCUCAGCCGGGUUAGAAAUGCAGGACGGCUGAGUUUUCUGCCCCGCAUUUCAGCUCCUUUAUGUGCCCUACAGUAGAGGAUUUCCCCUGUCUGAGCUUUGUGGCAUUUAGCUUCAAGCUUUUGUUAUUACUCUUUUGCGGCACCAGAGAUGGAACUUUGGCCUCCUUUACGCUGGGAAAGGAUCCCACCACUGAGCUACAACCCAGCCCUUCUAGCCCCCACAGCUGUCUGAAGUACUUAUUAUUUUAAGAGAUUUCCCAGGACUUUUGAACCCGACUUAAGACAACGACGGUUAUUUUAGAUGCUAUGAUUUAUAUUUAUAUAGAGAUAUUUCUAGACUAUUAAAGCUCGCCCUUUGAUACUGGAAUCAGGGGCAUCUUGGGAUUUAUUGUUAUGUAAGAAGAUAGCAUAGAUUUUGGGAUAGUAUUAUGUCAGACGUUGCUUACUCUGAUCUUCAUUGAUGUAUGCAUCCCGUUUCCAAUAAAUGCCACACUGAGAGUGUCUGAAGCUUUUCUUUGAAGAACACCUACUGAACUUUGAACUUAGAUAAAAAGAUUCAACUCAA
This is a messenger RNA of Mus musculus (house mouse), 1989 nucleotides long. RefSeq names its product small integral membrane protein 3 (gene Smim3). The record is from RefSeq and is a predicted model, not a curated record. Gene Ontology annotation, cellular component: membrane. NCBI's taxonomy places the organism in Eukaryota, Metazoa, Chordata, Mammalia, Rodentia, Muridae. Bases 309 to 671 code for a protein of 120 amino acids. The transcript has 3 exons. Gene Ontology annotation, molecular function: identical protein binding.